UGUCCUUUCUCUCUGGCGUUAGUAUCAGUACUACACACGAUGGGGAAGUUGCAACAGUUUGGCUUAACAUACGACGGGAACGUCAAUUUGUUUUCUCAGGGCGAUGUCAUCAAGGGAGAGGUUGUGCUGAUGGUGGACAACGACAAAGGUUACGGCUUGAAAGACGUCAAAGGUAUUUGGAUCCGGUUUCAAGGCAAGGCUAAGACGAAAUGGACAACAACAAGUCACAGCAACAACAGCAGCCAAACUCAUACCCACACUUUGAAAGAAAGCUAUUUCGACAAUUAUGUAGUGGUGUUUGGAAGAGGGAAAUACCAGUAUGAGAUGAAGGGUUUGCACCUUCCUUCAGGCAGGAACAGCUUUCCUUUCCAGUUCCAGCUUCCGAUGACGCCUUUGCCGUCUCCCUUCGAGGGGAAGUACGGCUACAUCCGCUACCGCGCUAAGGCAACCGUGUCAUUAAUCCGGAUAUUCUCCAACAAGGACUACAAAUGCGAGAAGCUGUUCAGCAUGACUGGACCGACGCUGGACCUCAACCAGCACCCAAAUACCCAGUCAGAGGUGCAACAUCGUGAAGAGAUAGUCGCAUGUUGUGGUUGUGGAUGCUCCCCUGAAUCGAUCAUCACAGCUGGUCUGCCAAAGAAGGGUUUCGUUCCCGGCGAAGGUAUCUACGUCAUUGUUCACGUGGACAACCAGGACGGGGACGAGACAAGGAUGUUUACAGCAGCUUUGUUUCAGUACAUUACAUACCGAUCAAAAGGCUACACGAAAACAAAGAAGUAUUCUUUAAGGGAACUGCAUUUGAGGGUGGCAUGCCCAAAGGGUCGGGUCACAGACUUCAACGUGGGUCCCCUUACAGUACCCCCGGUACCACCUUCGGGCCUUCCCGGCUGCAAUAUCAUUGAUAUUGAUUACUAUGUCAAGAUUGAAAGCUCCGGGUUCUAUGCCAAGUUAAAUGUGAUUAUCGGCACAGUACCUCAUCGGACCGUCACACGGCCCCCUACCGCUGUCGCCUCUGCGCCGUCUGCUAAUGGCGCCGGAAUAGAAUUGUCCGGACUCACCAACAGUCCAUCAGCUCCUCCACCGAGUUACGAGGAAGCGGUCGGGGUGAUUGACCGACUCACUCGAGAAGGGAGCUCUGAGGAUUACUUCAAUCAAGACCAGUUUGUUCCUCGCUAUCCUUACUUCAAUCUGACGGUCGAUGUCCCGCCUGCUCAACAGUAAGGGACCAGCAAAAGAAGGGAGAACAAACUCCCGUAUACUGUGAGGGAAAUCGGGAAGUCUUCUUGAUCAUAAAGAGUUUGGUUUUAGGUUUGAGGUGAUAAUAAACAAGAAGAUUUUCCAAAGAAGUGUAGGAUCAGACGUGGCUUGAAUUCUCAUGAAGGGCAAUUUCAAAAUGAAAUCUUAAAUUUCACAUCUUCUUCCCACAAGUAAAAUUGACAUUUCAAUUAUUGUGUAAUGUGGUGUUUAAAACUGUUGCUGAGGAGUUUAAUAACCUUGUCGGUCACGACAUUUUCAGUAAAAUCCCAUUUGUAUUUUCGUCUAUUACUGUUGUACAUACCUCUCCAUACGCUGUGGAAGUAGAUCGUAGAUUCAAGAUGGGAAAUAUGUUGCGCAUAAUUAUGACUGCAUUUCCACUAUUGCUCGCUUUCCAUGUACUUCUCAGUUGAUACUUCACAUCCGUACGAAUCUGACAAAAGUUGGAUCCGUGACUGUUAUUGGGAAUGUUUUGUAAUAGGAGUAAUAUUAACAAGGCGUGCGGUGAGCACAAAGCUCUGAAAUACAGCCGAGGGAUUCGGAAUAAAAUGAGAUAAUUGGGAAUUUUUUAGAAGUGAAUACCAAGUUUCUUUUUGGAGGUUGAAAAUUUUAUUUUCAAUUGUGUUUUGCGCAGAUUUUUACAUGAAGAUGUGUGAGGCUGGGAAGUGUUCUGUGUACAAUAUGCCAUUUUUUUUUCUGAAGCUUCAUGUUAGUCAGUGAAUAAUCUUGCCGCUGUAGAUUAGAUAGGCUGAUAAUGUUUAAUUUUUUUGUCGAUGAUGAAGAUUUGGUCAAUCUGUGUCUUAUACAAACAUAGGGUCGACAAGUAUGUAAAAAAAGAGUUAUUUCCCCAUGUAUAAAUGUUAUAUUUUUAAACAAAACUAUGUUUUCUACUCUAUUACAAAUCUCUAUUUCUGUUGUGUUUUAAUUUUAGAAAUGUAUAGUAGAAGUACGAUUUUGACUAAUUUCUAAAAUAUUGGAAGAAAUGUUGCUCAGUUGUGGAUCAUUCUUUUGUACGACCACAUUCAAGCUGUAUUCAAAGUGCAUUUGCUCACAAACGCGUCAUUGUCAAAGAUAUAUAUGUUUCCUCAAAAAGUUCCAAAAAACUACACGUAUUUUGAAAUAAUAUCUACAUACUUUUUAUGUCAGUCUGUACAUAAACCUAAUUUAUAAAAAUCAGAUCAGCAACGAUAUGACAUGAACUAGCAGUGAAAAUGAAAACUUUCAAUUGAAAGUAAAGAGCGCCAAUGAUAUAGGCUUUCUUGGUCAAUUUCGACAAGUGAGCAGCAAAUUUAACUUUCGAACCUUUGAAUUAAAGCGAUUUUGCUUCUCAAGUUUUUAGCAUGUGUUUAAAUCAGUAAAACACUUUAAUUUUUAUAAUCUAUCCUGUAGAAUUCAUAUGCGGCCUGUUGGCCGUCUUUUUUGUCAGUUUUUUUUGGGGGGGGUCUUAAUUUGUUGAGUGACCAAAAGCUAUUUUUUGUCUUUGUGUUCGUGAAAUAUUCACGUUUUUUAUUCGUUGGGUGCUUUCCCACGCCUACUUAAGAGGGCCCUUGGAAGGGCAACUCUUCCAGGAAACCUUGCCGGUUUUUAUCAAACGCUUUGUGAAUAAAAUUCACUUGACCGAUAACCUGA
This is a messenger RNA of Acanthaster planci (crown-of-thorns starfish), 2883 nucleotides long. Its product is annotated as arrestin domain-containing protein 3-like. Gene Ontology annotation, biological process: protein transport. Lineage: Eukaryota; Metazoa; Echinodermata; Asteroidea; Valvatida; Acanthasteridae. The record is from RefSeq and is a predicted model, not a curated record. Gene Ontology annotation, cellular component: cytoplasm.